Messenger RNA from Vitrella brassicaformis, 1216 nucleotides. The record is from the annotation of a GenBank genome assembly. Lineage: Eukaryota; Vitrellaceae.
GUCGCUCCCACACGCAGUAAGCACCCAUCCAUCCAUCCAUCCAAUCACUUGGCCUUCUCCUUUCCAUUCGUCUCAUUCGCCGCCUUGGUCGCAGCCACGUCAAUCCUGUACCCCUUCGGUAUGUGCAUCAAAAUGGGUAUCAGGUUGACCGUGUCCUUCCCACCGCCCGAUGCACCAACCCCCCCACCACCACCAGCACCAGCACCAGCAGGGGGCGGCUGUGGUGUGGUUGUCUGCUCCUGUUUCUCCUUUCUCUCGACCUUGUCUCUCUCUCUGCACACGCCCCCGUGGCAUAUGCACCCCUCCCCCACACCCAUCUCCGGCUCACACACGUCCGUGCAGGGCGUGUACUUGUGGCUCCACUGCACCCGAAAACGAUCAUGUGCACGAUAAUGCCGAUGCCGCCCAUCAACCGCCACACAUUCCUCCCUGUAACCGCGGUCGACACACUCCCCCGGAACAGUGAGAUUCCUCCAGAUUCUCGCGUCUCGGUACAGCAGCAGGCACACGUGGUGCCCGUCGGCGCAGCGGCUCACCAGCCGCCCCUCGUAGGGGUCGUACACACACGUGGGCGUCUCGCAUACACCUUUGCUGGGGCUGCAGAUGCACUGGUCGGCUGCGUGAGUGCAGGGGUUGCCGGGGCCGCCGUCGCAUGUGCGGUUGAUGUGGGAGACGAUCAGAUUGCCCUUCUCCUUGACAAUGGGCACCUCGGAACACGGAGCAGGCGUGUUCUUUGCCACACAUUGACCUGCAAAGGGAGAGAAAGACUUAUUCAUUCUCUUUGCGCGUGGACAGUGCAAACCAACCCGCCACCUUGGGUGUUCUUGUCCUGCAGAUGGCCACUGGGGUCGAGGUUGGCCUCCCGAAAAUGCACCAGGCACACCUCAUCAUCACAGCAGGCCUUCUCCAGCUGCCCCUUCAGAAAGUUGUAGAGACAAUGCUCCACUCGAUGCGUCGCACAGGAGGUAUCCACUCCUUGCUGCAUGACACAGAAGGGCACGCACAGUAAGAGAGAGAGGAUGGAAGCGCCCUAUAUGCAUUGUGGUGCUCACUGCGUGUGAGAAGGUGUUGACAUCUAUGGUUAACGUUUGGGGGAGGGGGAGGGGGAGGGAGAGGCCGCUUUUCCUGGCGUUCUCGAGCUUGGACGAACCGACGCAUAGCAGGGAAAGGAGAAACCAUAGAGAACUAAGGGCUGCAACGGCGGAGAUUGGCAUUU